This is a messenger RNA of Drosophila yakuba, 780 nucleotides long. RefSeq lists its product as uncharacterized. The record is from RefSeq and is a predicted model, not a curated record. The transcript has 4 exons. Bases 122 to 664 code for a protein of 180 amino acids. NCBI's taxonomy places the organism in Eukaryota, Metazoa, Arthropoda, Insecta, Diptera, Drosophilidae.
AAUUGAAUUUUAAUUAGCCCUUGAAAUAAUGAGUAGUUAAUGGCUUUAAGCAAUGUAGACUGAUUCAGUUCUAUGUAAAACUCGUAUGAACGCUGUUGUCAAAUCGGAAUCAUAAGCUAAGAUGACCUUACAGUAUACUGCGGUAGCAGGUGUGAUAUUUUUGAUGUUUUACAAAAUGCAUUUGCUGGAAAGUCGCCGUAUCGAAUUUACCAAUAUAAAAUGUACUUCUGCGGACGAAGAAUUCUGUGAUUUUGAAUAUUGCUUUCUGAAAGCUGCGAAUCGCACUUACAAAUACUUAUCACUCAAGGUCCGGCUCCACAAGAUACCAAUACAUCAAUUUACGGUGAAUCUGGCAUUACGCAAGCGAUCAAAUGGCCUAACACCCAUUAACCAAAAUAUAACUUUUGACGGUUGUAAGAUGGUAGCAGAUACCGGAAAUACCAUUAUUUCAUUUCUCUUUUCCUUGUUUAAGCCCUACUCAAACAUCAACCAUUCCUGUCCCUACAAUCAUGAUCUUCUUGUGGAUAAGCUGCCCACCCACUUUAUACACCAACAGUUCACCAAAUAUGUUCCGUUGCCGGAAGGCGAUUAUGUGUUCAAUAGCAACUGGAUUUCAAAUGGCACAAAUCGAGCCACUGUUAGGGUUCACUUAUCGUUUGCGUAAUGUAAUAAAAUAAAUGCUUUAAAUUUUGGUUUUAAUUAGGGCUGUGCGCCAUAUAGAUUAAUUGUUAGUUAUUUCGUAUUUUGAACAAUAAAGUCAACAAUUAUUUCAAUCAUAAA